AUGUCUUCCUCAUGCAACAUAUCUGAACCCAUUGCUGUGAUUGGCAUUGGCUGUCGUUUCCCGGGAGCUUCAUCUACUACGGAAUUAGUAGAUGUUUUAAGUGAUCCCGCCGACCUGUCGCAGACCAUCCCUUCAGAUCGAUUCAGCAUCGAUGGUUAUCAUCACGAUGACGGAAGUCAUCAUGGCAGCACCAAUGUUCGAAAGUCAUACUUUCUGCAGGAUAGCAUCCGCAAGUUUGAUAACAACUUCUUCAACGUCACUGCCGUAGAGGCGUCUUCUAUAGACCCCCAGCAGCGGAUCCUGCUGGAAACAGUACACGAGGCCUUUGAGAACGCCAAUGUAUCUAUGCCACAACUUAGAGGCUCAGAUACGGCUGUCUAUGUUGGCUUGAUGUGUGGAGACUAUGAGAGUCUCUUGUACAAUGACCUUGAGACUGUUCCCAGAUACAUGGCUACUGGCGUUGCUCGCAGUAUCAUUGCCAAUCGAAUUUCAUAUAUAUGGGAUCUUCGUGGCCCAUCUAUGACAAUCGACACGGCUUGUUCUUCCAGUCUAGUUGCCCUCCACCAAGGCGUGCAGGCCUUACGGCUAGGAGAAACCAACUUAGCGCUUGUUGCAGGGUCCAACUUGCUGCUUGGACCUGAAUGCUACGUAACGGAAAGCAGUCUUAACAUGCUCUCACCGACUGGGAAGAGUCGCAUGUGGGAUGCGGAAGCGGAUGGCUAUGCUCGAGGCGAGGGUGUGGCUGCUAUAGUGUUGAAGCGUCUAAGCGAUGCUGUUGCCGACGGCGACUUCAUUGAGUGUAUCGUGAGGGAGACUGGUGUCGGCCAAGAUGGACACACCAAUGGCAUCACAACUCCGGGUGCAGAGUCCCAAGCAUCCCUCAUCAGACGCGUCUACGCCAAAGCCGGUCUUGACGUGAUCAAGGACGGCUGUCAGUAUUUUGAAGCGCACGGCACCGGUACACCGGCUGGCGAUCCCGUGGAGGCUGAAGCAAUCCAUUCUGUCUUCACGGAUUCCUCAGGAAAUAACGUCCGCACCGCUCCGAUUUAUGUCGGAUCAGUCAAGACAGUGAUCGGUCACACUGAGGGCACAGCAGGUUUGGCGGGCCUUAUCAAGGCAACGACUUCCCUGCAACGCAAAACAAUUUUCCCGAAUAAACACUUCAACAAGCUGAACCCUCGCAUCACGCCUUUCUACGGGAACCUACAGGUCCCGACGGUUGAAGUUCCGUGGCCCAAACCACCAAACGGCCAGCCUCUCAGGGCUAGUGUGAAUAGUUUUGGGUUUGGGGGUACAAACGCGCAUGCUAUCCUGGAAAGUUAUGAUAACGGUAUUUCACCAAACCGAGUUUCAGAGGAUGCUGUUCCACUAUUUGUGCCAGUCGUCUUUUCGGCCAAGAGCGCAGGCUCGCUAUACGGCGGACUUGCGGACUAUGUCCAGUGGUUGAACCUGCACCCGGAAGCCAACAUACGGGAUGUGGCAAUCACGGCUUCCAGAAGGUCGCCUUUUGCUUACAGGGCCGCUAUCCCGUCCGCCAGUAGCUCUGACCUAUCAUCGAAACUAUCAGAGGCAAUUCGUGAGCGACGAAUUGUGACACCAGCACGCAGUACCCCGAGGACAAUUGGCAUUUUCACGGGUCAAGGGGCUCAGUCUUUUGGUAUGAUGGCUGAGGUUCUGCGCGCCUCUCCUUGGGCACAGAAUCGCGCACGCCAACUGGAAGAGAUGCUUCUAGAUAUGAUCCCACUCGAAGACAGGCCACCUCAUUCGUUGGUUGACCAGCUUCUUCUAGGUCGCUCCCCAGACGGCUCGUCUGUGAUGGAAGCGAGCCUUUCCCAGCCCCUGUGCACCCUGGUACAGAUUCUCCUGGUGGACGUACUCCAGACAGCCGGUAUCAAGUUCAGUGCCGUCGUCGGCCACUCCUCUGGAGAGAUAUCUGCCGCAUACGCUGCGGGCUACCUCACGGCAGAGAACGCUCUAGGCGCUGCUUACUAUCGAGGCAUGCAUACCAGAUUGGCUAGCGGUCCUGAUAACCAACAGGGAGCCAUGUUAGCAGCUUCCAUGUCCUACAAAGAGGCACGCCGAUUUUGCGCGCGGCCAGAAUUCAAGCAGAGAAUUUGCGUGGCAGCCAGCAACUCUCCAAGCAGUGUAACGCUCUCAGGAGAUGAGGAUGCCAUUAUUGAAGCCGAGGAGUUCCUCCAGGCCGAAAACGCCAACCCAAAGCGUUUGGUGGUCGACAAAGCAUAUCACUCUCACCACAUGAACCCGUGCUCCAGCGCUUACCUGGAAUCGCUUAGAGCCCUCCCGGGCUUUAAGUCUGAUCCUAACACAUCGACUAAGUGGUUCUCGAGUGUUCACGUUCGGGAGGCCAGCGAGUUCCAGCUCACGGCGGACUAUUGGAAUGAUAACAUGGCCCAGCCCGUCUUGUUCUCCCAAGCACUUGAAAAGGCGUGCAACGACGUCGGAUCUUUCGACCUCGUGAUUGAGGUCGGACCGCAUCCCGCACUCCGAGCGCCGGUUAUGCAAACUUUACAAAACCUGGACCCACAGAACCAGCCAGCCUAUACCUUCUUACUCCGUAGAGGACAAGACAGUGUGCAAUCAUUCCGUGAGGGGUUCGCACAGCUUUGGCAGGCUGGUUUGAAUCCUAAGCUGGCUGCUGUUGAAAAGCUCAUGUCUGGUAUCUCAAGCCAGCCAUUGAGGGGACUGCCGAUAUACCAUUGGCAACACGAUCAGGAGUUCUGGCAUGAACCCUAUUUUACCAAAGCCUUGAGGAGGCGCAAACAGCCAGCUCGCCCGUUGAUAGGCAUACGGCUUCCCGAUAGUUCCGACGUGGACAUGAGGUGGCGCAACGUUAUCCUGGAAUCGGAGUUGCCAUGGCUUUCUGGCCAUAAGAUCCAGGGUCAAACCGUAUUCCCUGGAGCCGGUUACAUAUGCAUGGCCAUCGAAGCGGCUCAGGAACUGAACCUCAACAACCAGGAGAUUCAGACCAUUGACGUCACCAAUCUAGACAUCAGCCAAGCUCUACUCAUACCGCCAGAUGACCCUGGGGUGGAAGUCGUGUGCACGAUGACAAAUGUGCGUCGCAGUGGCAAGACUAUAAUCAUAGCCGACUUCUCUCUUUACGCUGCUAUCGGGGACAGCUUAUCCCUCAUGGUCAAAGCAGUUGUGAAGCUGCAAUUAGGACCAUCGAAAGGCGAAAUACUGCCAUCUACUCACCAGCAAGGUAUUGCGGACUGCUCGAUGCGUCCUAUUGACAGCGAUGUCAUAUACUCGGGAUGGAACAACGUGGGUUUUACGUACUCAGGGCCGUUCCGAGCUAUUCAGAAUGCUUCAAGGAAGCUUAGCGCAGCAAGUGGUUCCAUUGCCAAUGCACCCGGCGAGGGUUCAAUGCCCUUGCAUCCUGGCACAUUGGAUGCCGCUAUUCAGUCACUCCUAUUGGCCUACUGUCACCCAGAGGAUGGGACUCUGGUCUCGCCACAAGUUCCACGAACCAUCAGGAACGUUCGCAUCAACUUCGGACUGGUAAAGACCGUUGGCCUGACUCAUCCGCAAUUCGAAUUUACAGCAGUCGUCCCGGAUCGUGAAGCUUCCGGUGCGUGUGGAGAUGUCGAACUGUUCACUCAAGAGGGGCAGAGCAUUGUGCAGAUAGAGUCUCUUCAGUACGUCAGGCUUUCUCCAGCAACAAAAGAGAAUGACCUCAAAGCGUUCUGGUACACAAAGUGGGUGUCCGCAUCUCCUGGUACUCAAAACUUUUGCCGGGACGGACAGGCUACAGAGGACGAUUACGAACUGGUCGAGAACCUCGAACGUCUGUCUUUCUACCACAUCACGCAGCUUGAGAAGGCUUUCCCGCAGGGUCACCCGCAACGUCAGCACCCCAACUGGAAGAACUAUUUUGGCUUUGUAGCCCAUGUUCGCAGUUUGGUGGAUUCUGGCGUUCAUCCUUACGUUAAAAAGGACUGGCUUCAAGACACAUCAGAGGUGGUCACUGCCAUUGCGGCGCGAUAUCCUGAUAAUCCGCAUCGCAGAGUCAUCGAUGCUGUGGGGGACAACAUCACGCAGAUCGUACAUAGCGGAAGCACGAUACUGGAACAUCCACUACGAAGCCUUCUAGAUGACUACUAUGCCCAUGGGAUGGCCGACCAAAGCUACGCACGCAACCUAGCGCGCGUAGUUGGGUAUCUUGCUGAUAGAUUCCCUACGAUGAAUAUCCUCGAAAUCGGAGCCAGUAACAGAAGUGUAACCAAAACAGUCUUUGAGGAGAUUGGUUGCACGUUUGACACCUACACAUGCACAGACGUAUCUGUUAGUCAAUCUGAGAAUGCGCGUGACCUUUUCCCUGCCCAGAAAGACAAGAUAGUUUUCUCAAGUCUCGAUCUGGAGCGGGACGUCGUCGAACAGGGGUUCAACCCCCAGUCAUACGACCUGGUCAUCGCCUCGCUGGCGCUUCAUGCAACAUCCAACCUGAAGAACACUCUUUCCAACGUCCGGAAGUUGCUGAAACCUGGAGGCUAUGUCGUCAUGCUUGAGAUCACCAACAACGACCCCAUCAGACAUGGUUUCGUCUUUGGAACAAUGCCGCAAUGGUGGAUCGGCGAAGCUGAAGGCCGCGUACUCUCGCCCUGCAUCGAACCCCCAAAGUGGGAUGCUGUUCUCCAGCAGUCUGGAUUCUCUUCCAUUGAUUCAAUGGUCCCUGAUGUCCAUCGCCUUCAGGUUCCUUUCUCGGUAAUCACGGCUCAAGCAGUGGACAACAGAGUUCAGUUGCUACGCAACCCUCUUGCCAACAAGACGGCGUUCCCUCGCCUACUCGUUGUCGGAGGCGCAACUCCAAACAGCGUACAGCUUGUGAGCAGCGUAUGUGAGUUGUUAGGGCAACACUAUGAGGUUGUUCUUAACAUCCGCACUCUCGAGGACUUUAGUGACGCCUACCAUGGAUGCACGGUGUUGUCCCUAUCCGAACUUGACAGGCCUGUCUUCGAGAACAUCAACGACGGUACUCUCAGGGCCUUGAACAAAAUCAUGUCGAACUGCCCAGUGCUUCUUUGGGCUACGCAUGGUGCUAGAGACAAAUGCCCUGGAUCCAUGAUGGCUAUUGGCUUCUUCCGCACAAUGAUGUGGGAAAGGCCAGAGCUAACCUUCAGGUCUAUCGACUUUUUGGACGAGAGCCUACCUGACUCCGAUGUCAUCUGCUCUUCUCUUUUAGAGUUGGAGAUGGGUGUUUCAUGGAACCUGAAGACCAGGGGAUCUGACAUUCUUUGGCCUCUGGAAAGAGAGCUCGUCUACAAAAACGGUCAUCUGGAGAUCCCGCGGGUGGUACCAUCUCCCAUGCUAAACGACAGAUAUAAUUGCAGUCAAAGACUGAUCGUUCGCAAGAACGGAAAUACCCCGAUCCGACUCUCUCACGAUGGUUGGCUUGAUCAAGAGGUAUCUGUUCGUUCGAACAAGGCAUUGACCUCAACAUACGGCAAACGCCUGCAGCUCAAAGUCGAGUACUCGACCUCAUUCUCAGUGCCUGUACUGGAUUCGGGCCCCAGCAAUUCAUACCUGGUAUUCGGAAGAGUAGCCAACAGCCGUCGUCCAGUCCUCGCUUUGGUGCCUAAGUGCGGAUCGACGGUCAAGCCGUUAUCUUGCUCUGUCUGUGAGGUUCAGGACGAUAGCAACCCGUCACUUGUUUUAACACAGGUUGCGUCAGUUCUACAAGCGGUAUAUCUGCUUUCUCACGUCCCCAAGGGUCAGCGCCUACUCGUACACAACCCUGACGCACAAUUUGCCGCGGCCAUCAAGUCUUUGGCCAAGGAUCGAGAUAUCCGAGUGACCAUGACUUCGACCGAUCCGCAAACCAAAUUCAUCCACCUACAUCCUCAUAUGCCGGCACGCUUGCUGAAGGAUAUAAUCAAUCCCAGUCACCAUUAUUUUGCGGAUCUAUCCAAGACCACAGAAUCUCCAACGGAAGCCUAUAUUCGGCAGCUUCUCCCCAAGUCCAUGGUUAUCAUUGACACGCAGCCCAUUAUUGCAACCGACGGGUCUCGAUUAGCCACACCGUUGACCUACGGUAGCUCGCUCAACCCUGCUGAGACGAUUCCGGUCUCAGCACAGCUCUCUGCAGCGUACGAUAUCAGCCAUGGACUUCCGAUGCAUUCACUUGGGCUUGUUUCGCUGAGUGACUUUUCCAGUCAACGGCCAAAUCGGAACAAACAUAUCCUCCAGUGGAGUGACACUGAAAGCGCCUUCACACGUGUCCUGCCUACAGGUCGUCACCUAGCAUUCCUGCCACAUCGCACGUACUGGCUUGUGGGCCUCACAGGGGACACUGGAUUAUCUCUUAGUGAACUUCUCGUGCGAAAAGGCGCUCGAUAUGUGGUUCUGAGCAGCCGCAACCCUAAAAUCAGCCCCGAAUGGCUGGAACAGCAAAGCAAAGCUGGGGUGAAAAUUGCCGUCAUUCCGUGUGAUGCGGCGAACAAGGCCAGCCUGAGUUCAGCUUACGACAAGAUCAAGGAUUCUUUUCCACCGCUAGCCGGAGUGGCUCACGGCGGGAUGGUCUUGGAAGAUGUGCCUGUCGGAGACCUAGACGCCGACAAGUUUGCCAAGGUUGCGGCUCCCAAGGUCGCAGGCAGCACGAAUCUAGACCGGCUUUUCGAGGAACACGGUGUUGAUCUGGACUUCUUGGUCUUUUUCUCUUCGAGCGUCGGGACCGUUGGUAAUUACGGACAGUCAAACUACUCAGCCGCCAAUCUAUACAUGCAAACCUUGGCCUUGCAACGAAGACAGCGAGGCCGAGCCGCCUCGAUUCUCAAUCUCGGGCUCAUCAUUGGCAUAGGGUAUGCAAUGAGUCGGAUGAAUCGUAGCCAGCUCGAAGCUUUGGGUAAAAAUGGUGUCAAAUGGAUAUCUGAGGAGGACGUUCAUCACUCGUUUGGCGAAGCAGUCCUGGCAAGCCCUCCUUCAUCGGACCUUGACUAUGAGGUUACAAUCGGUCUCGAUACGUUCUCAGCCGGGGGCCCCUCGGCACCCCCAUGGGCGGAAGAACCAAGAAUGUCUCAUUUGUUCAAUACCGACCCCAACAUGAGCCUGGCAUCGAAACGAGGCGGUGUUGGUGCACAGAAGUCUCCCCGUGAGAAACUGGCGGAAGCUCCCUCGCUCGUGGAAGCUGAAAUCGUAAUCAAAGAAUGUUUCUUGAUCGAACUGCAGAACAUCUUGAAGCUGUCGCCCUCUCAGAUGGAGGAUGAGAAGACGCUGCUCGAUACGAGUACGGAUCAGCUGGGGUUCGACUCACUCAUCGCCGUGGAGGUACGCAGUUGGUUUCUGAAGACAUUUGAUGUCAGAAUCGCGACUCUUCAAAUGAUGAGUGCCAACAUUCAAGGCAUAAUCGACUUGGCCUUGUCCAAGUUGGACAAACCGAGCACACCCCAUCUGGUCAUGGAGUCUGAGAGUAAGGCGCAACGCAGUGAGGCUUCUAGCCCACUCUCGGAAGCAGAUGUGGCGUCCCCGAGCACAGAAGAUACAAGACCGUCAUCUCGCGGCUCGUUCGAUCAGAAUGUCCCGCGCCUCAUGGAGCCCGAGAGCCCGCAAGAAGACGGCACACAGCAUUCUCCUCGCUAUGGACCGCAUCCUCUAUCUAUUGGUCAGGAGAUGUUCUGGUUUGUGGAAAAGCUCAUGCCGAACGCCAACCCUCUCAACGGCUUGGUUGUGUACCGUAUGACUGGCUCACCAGACGUGGCAAGGCUUUCAGAAGCCGUCCGAAUGGUCGGAAAGCGCCACGAGGCGAUAAGGACAGCAAUAUUCGAAUCGGAGAACGGCUCGGCCGUGCAAGCUAUACUAGAUUAUGCUACAGUACAUCUGGAGACACUGUCAGCCUCUCACGACGCUAUUCCGGACAUCAUACAGAACUUUGCAAAGCAUUGUUAUCGACUUGACCAAGGCCAGAUCAUGCGCAUUCUCCUUGUCUCAAGCUCGCCUACGGAGCAUUAUCUCUUCAUCGGGUCACACCACAUCAACAUGGAUGGAAUCAGUCUUCAAGUCAUUCUAUCGGAGCUGGAGGCCUUUUACAAGGGAGAGGAUUUGCCUGGGUCGCCCUUGCAGUUUGCGGACUUCGCUAAACGUCAGCGUGAGAACAACUGGUCUGACCUGCUAUCGUUCUGGCAGAGCGAGCUUUCCGGUAUCUCUGAGGAGCUUCCCAUCUUGCGGCUUCCCGAUGCCGCCAGGGUGCGCCAACCGUUGAACGAGUAUCGAAACACGGAGAUUAGCCGUCGAGUCAACUCUUCUACGAUGGCAAAGGUCCGUGUGAGAUGCCGUGAGUUGCGCGUAACGCAAUUCCAAUUCUACCUCGCCAUCUUCCGCGUCCUACUCGUUCGGUUGGCCAAGGUAGAUGACAUCUGCAUUGGUAUCGCGGAUGCCAACAGGUUAAGCGAAGACACUCUCGAAGCGGUUGGCAUGUAUCUCAACCUGCUGCCACUGAGGUUCCAAUCGACAUGCAAUCAGAGGUUCUCAGACAUUGCUCAGGACACAAAGCAGAAGGUUCAAUCUGCCAUUGCUCACUCCGCCCUUCCGUUUGGUUUGCUGCUGGAAAACAUGGGCAAACUUGGUUUGCGACGAUCCGCAGACCAUAGCCCAAUAUUCCAGACGUUUGUCGACUAUCGGCAAGGGGCACGAGAGCAACAACCUUUUGGUGAUUGCAAGCUCGACGUCAGAUACUGGCAUGGUACCAAAACCGCUUACGAUAUCAGUCUUGACAUUGUCGACUACAAAGAAGUUCCUACCUACAUCCGGCUCGCUGUGCAAGAUAGUCUUUAUUCGAGAGCGGAUGCUGAGCUGCUCAUGGAUAGCUAUAUGCAUUUGAUCGAUGUAUUUGCGACCUCGGCCAAUGAGGAGGAUUGCCUGAUUGAAAGAGUCCCGAUAUUCAAUGACAAUUCGAUCGGAACCAAGCUGAGUUUCGCGAAAGGUAAGUUGCUUGAGCGUUCCUCAUGGCCAGGAACUUUAGCUCACAGGGUUGCUGAGAUAUCGGCCUCUUAUCCUGAGAAGACUGCAAUCAAAGAUGGAAAUGGGACUAUUUUAACGUACGCAGGCAUGUCGAACAGGGUAGCCGCUGUCGCCAGUGGCAUUCGAAAACUCGAGGUUCAACCAGGAUCUGUGAUUGGGGUCUUCCAAGAGCCAACAGCCGAUUUCGUGUGCUCUUUGCUGGCGAUCUGGCACGCUGGAUGUGUCUAUAUGCCGUUGGAUCCGGCAACUCCGAUGCCGCGGCUCGAGACUCAAGUUCAUCACUGCUCCCCGCAGCUUAUUCUCGUUGACAAUCGUCUUGCAGACGCGGCCGCCUCCUUUGGAACUCCACUUCUCAACGUCUCAUACAUGGACGCUCAGGAGUCCUCUGGAAUCGUGUCGGAGGUGUCCGAGACCAAAUCCACAGACCCAGCGGCUGUUUUAUACACCAGCGGAUCGACCGGUGUUCCGAAGGGCAUUGUGUUAUCCCACCAAAACCUAAUCCACGAGCUCGAGUUCUCACCAAAGAACUAUGACUUUGGAUUCGAAAACGUCUUAUGCCAAAGCGCCUUGGGAUUUGACAUGUCUCUGACUCAGAUCUUUACGGCUCUUGCAUUUGGGGGCUGCGUACACAUGGUAACAUUGGCUGAGCGCGGCGAUGCCCUGUCUAUUACCAAGCGUAUCGUUGACGAUGGCAUUACCUUCACCGGCGCGACGCCCUCGGAGUAUCUCUCUUGGUUGGCCUACGGCGUUCCGAGCCUUGGUCAGUCUGGGUCUAGUUGGCGCCGCGCAGUUUGUGGCGGCGAGCCAAUCCCACCCGCACUGCUCCGUUCCUUCGCCUCCAUCGCCAACCGUCAGCUGAGGCUCUUCAAUGCAUACGGGCCAACGGAGACAACGUGCUCGGUAACCAGAAUUGAGGUACCAUACCGAGACCUCGCCCAAGCUUCGUCCAAGGUUCAGCUGACUGCUGGCCAUGUGGCCCUGAACUGCUCCGUCUGUAUUGUGGACUCGGAUCUCAGACCCUUGCCUGUCGGCAUGCCUGGCGAAGUUCUUAUCGGCGGCGCAAAGGUUGCAAUUGGAUACCUCGGGAAUGAAGCUCUCACACAAGAGCGAUUCGUGGACCAUGAUCACGUCCCAGACGAGUUCGCCGCGGAAGGUUGGGCAUCAGUACACCGCACAGGCGACGUCGGCUGGCUACGACCGGACGGCCAGCUUGUCCUUGAAGGCAGGGUUGCCGGCGACUCCCAAAUCAAACUGCGGGGUAACCGGGUGGAUCUUACAGAUGUGGAAGAUGCCAUCCUUCGUGCUGGACAAGGUCAUCUGAUUGAGGCCCUGGUCUGUGUUCCGACAAAAGCAGACUCGGGCGAUGCCAGUUCGGACUCCGUAUUGCUUGCAGCACUGGUUGUUACAGACGCAUCUCUCGACCCGCAGAGUCCAGAAGAAAAUCAAUUUCUCACUGAUGUCUUGAGGCGUGUUGAUCUACCUCGGGCCUUGAGGCCAACAACAAUACGCUCGGCUCCGGCACUUCCCAAGAGCGCCAACGGCAAGGCAGACCGUAAGGCUGCUGCUGAGUUGCUCAGAAUACAUUUGGAUACGUUCGAGGCAUCUGAUAAUGACGAGUCGUUAUCAGGAGUCGAGUCACAGCUCCAACAGGCAUGGACUGAGGUUUUGCCAUUCAACCUCAGUUCCAAGAUUCGAAGAUCCUCGGACUUCUUCCACGCGGGCGGCAACUCUCUGCUUCUUGUUGCCCUCCAGAGAAAGAUUCAAGAGGUUUUUAACGUGAAACUCCCCCUCGUCUCUGUCUUUGAACAGAGCACUUUGUCCAACAUGGCUUUGCUGAUCGAGCAAAAUUCCAUCGAGGACACGACAAUCGACUGGGACAGGGAGACCGACCCUGAAAACUGCAUUCCAGCAGAUUAUCUCCGGCCUUUUGAAGCAUAUACUGUCCCCGAACGCGGAUGCAGUGUCGUUCUUACAGGAGCCACAGGAUUCUUAGGAAAGGCGCUUCUUCGGACACUAGUCACUGACAAGAGAAUAUCCACCAUUCACUGCAUUGCCGUGCGAAAUGCAGAGCCGCUAGAACCGUUCAAAGACUCCGGAAAGGUCGUGGUUCAUCACGGGAACCUCACGUUACCUCGGCUUGGCCUUUCUACUAAUAUGGCACGAUACAUAUUCUCUACUGCAGACAUCAUCAUCCACAACGGUGCCGACGUGUCCCACUUGAAGUCGUAUCGGACUAUCAAGAGCGCCAACGUGGGCUCAACUCAGGAGCUUGUGAAGCUGUCACUUGAGCAUGGACGACCGAUUCCAUUCCACUUUGUUUCCACCGCCGGUGUUUCGCUCUACUCGGGUCUGGAGACGUUUGGCGAGGUAUCUGCUGCACCGUUCCCGCCACCCACUGACAACUCAGACGGUUACACGGCGUCAAAGUGGGCUAGCGAGAGGUUCUUAGAAAGGGUACAUGGGAUGACUGAGCUUCCGGUGUGGGUCCACCGGCCUUCAAACAUUCACCGGUUCGAGGACCCUCAGUUCGACCUUUUCCAGAAUCUGCUUCGAUACUCUCGUCUUAUGAAGGCAGUUCCUGCAUUUUCCAGCAUGCAAGGCCAUCUAAACCUAGUCGAGGUAGUGGAUGUUGCCAAGAGCAUUCACAACGAUAUUUUCAUUGACGCGAACUUGGAGGUCAACUACCGGCACCGGAUCAGCGGAAUCAAUCUCUCGAUGGAUCGCCUAGCGGAUUUCGUCAGCGACCAAGUCAAAUCAUCCGUCGAGGUCCUUGACGUGCAUACUUGGUCAGCUAGGGCGGAGUCUCAGGGUCUGUCAGAAACGGUUACUGAAUGGUUUAAGAAAGUUGCAUUUGGAAGCCCUGUCAGGUAUCCUUUACUUGUCACUGAUAGAGAUUAG
This is a messenger RNA of Colletotrichum navitas, 11871 nucleotides long. RefSeq names its product AMP-binding enzyme. The coding region runs from base 1 to 11871 and encodes 3956 amino acids. Gene Ontology annotation, biological process: fatty acid biosynthetic process; secondary metabolite biosynthetic process. Gene Ontology annotation, molecular function: phosphopantetheine binding; 3-oxoacyl-[acyl-carrier-protein] synthase activity; fatty acid synthase activity. The record is from RefSeq and is a predicted model, not a curated record. The transcript is spliced from 6 exons. NCBI's taxonomy places the organism in Eukaryota, Fungi, Ascomycota, Sordariomycetes, Glomerellales, Glomerellaceae.